AUUUCAAUUCCAACACCAAAACACACACACACACACACACCAAACACACCCCUCUCUCGACUUGACUAACUAACUCUAUCAGCUGUUAUGCUUCAUCUCUCUUAAACUUAAACUCCUCUCUUGCCUUGCCUUGCCAUGGCGGAGGUCGAGCUCGAGGCGGUGCUGCGAUUCCUGAGGGAGAACGGAUUGUCGGAAUCGGCGUCGGCGCUGAUGGAGGAUGUGACGGAGAAAUCGCGAGCCGGCGCUUCCGAAUUGGAGAAGUUCGUGUUCCCGAUGGCGCCUCCGCCUCCGAUGCUGAGAAUUCGGCGGCCGGAGGAGAGCUCCGGCGGAUCCUCCGAUGAUGAGUUCGUCAGCCUCGGUUCUUCUACUACUGAAUUGUGCUCCUCUGAGUUUACAAACCCGUACGGGGUCCGUACGAGUCGUGCAGCUUCGCAGACCUCAUCUGAUGGAUUGACUCAGUUUGGGACAGCUCGAGAUUACCCUGAUUUCGAUAUGCAAAAUGACCUCUUCUGGUACAAGGAGAAGGACGAGGACUUCGCUAUGCCGACCCCCCACGCUGGUGCGGAUUUUUGUGGUGAUUUAACCGAGGAUAAGUUUGUAACAGCCGUGCAGACAGGAGAGCAUGCAGAGGAUCAAGCCGCGUAUAAUUUUAUAUCCGUUGAGAGCAUCGGUAAUGUGGCAAGCCGAUGCACAAAGGACAGUUUGAAGGAUGAGACUUACAAAGAUUAUUAUGAGUUGGGUGAUCACGUUCGACUGGAACAAGGUGAUAUCGCCACUGGUUAUAUAGUGUUUCACCGCUCUCUUGCUUGCACUGACAGAAGGGUUUGUGCAGGAAUUCGAGAACAGACGGAUCCACACGACAAUCAAUUGAUGAUGAACUGGACUAACUCUAACUUCUCCGUCAAACAGAAUUCCACUUAUGAUUGGGUGGACAGUUUUGAUAACGACCACGACCUCAACCUCCAUACUGUUCAGAAAAAUAAUCAGCCAAAUGACAACGACUUUGACUUUACGUAUGACAGAGUUAUAACCGGAGAACUUCACGAGCCCCAAGUCCCCGUAAAUGAAGAGAACAAUACAGUUGCUGAUGACGAGCUCCACUUAUGCGAGACAAAGGACGAAGAAUUUGAGACAUUUAAUCUAAGAAUUAUACACCGGAAAAACAGGACCGGGUUUGAAGAGAACAAGGAGUUCCCGAUUGUGAUAAAUAGCAUAAUAGCAAGUAGAUACUAUGUAGCAGAAUUCCUUGGAUCUGCUGCGUUCAGCAAAGUAGUCCAGGCACAUGAUCUAUACUCGGGGAUGGAUGUUUGCUUGAAAAUCAUUAAAAACGACAAGGACUUCUUCGACCAGAGCUUAGACGAGAUCAAACUUCUGAAGUUUGUAAAUAAGCACGACCCGGCUGAUGAAUGGCACAUUUUACGCCUUUAUGAUUACUUCUACCACCAGGAGCAUCUAUUUAUUGUUACGGAACUUCUCAAAGCAAACUUAUAUGAAUUUCAGAAAUACAACCUUGAAUUUAGUGGAGACGCCUAUUUUACAUUGAGUAGACUGCAGAUCAUAACUCAACAGUGUCUAGAGGCUCUGUCGUAUCUGCAUGACUUGGGAAUCAUCCACUGUGAUCUCAAGCCCGAAAACAUCCUGAUAAAGAGUUACCGAAGAUGUGAGAUAAAAGUAAUCGAUCUUGGCAGCAGUUGCUUUCAGAGCGACAACCUAUCCCUGUACGUUCAAUCUCGCUCCUAUAGGGCUCCCGAGGUUAUGUUAGGCCUUCCCUACGACCAAAAGAUUGAUCUAUGGUCUGUUGGCUGCAUUUUGGCCGAGCUGCAUUCCGGAGAGGUCCUAUUUCCAAACGAAGGAGUUGUUACGCUUCUUGCGCGCAUAAUAGGAAUCCUUGGUCCUAUCGACGUGGAAAUGCUGCAGAACGGCCAGGAGACCAAUAAGUAUUUCACAGAUGAUCACGAACUUUAUUCUUUGAACGAGGAGACCAAUGAGCUCGAACUUAUUGUCCCCGAGGAGUCCUCGUUGGAGCAUCACCUGCAGAUUUCCGAUUCCAUUUUUGCAGACUUCUUGAAAUACUUGCUUGAGAUCAACCCGGUGAGACGGCCUACGGCAAGAGAGGCACUACAGCACCCUUGGCUUUCCAUUUCAUACACUUGAGGGUUUUCUGAAGGUAUUGCAACAACAAUUGUUUUUUUUUAUCAACUGAAGAGUGUAUAUUCUUGAUACUGAUUUCGUUUGGGUGCAUAGAGAAAUUCUAAAUGACGUAAAUAGAUGGUUUAAAAUAUCUUCAGAGCCCAAAAAAUUUUAGGCUUUUAGAGUUAUUUUCCCUUUUACAUUUGAUAUGGAAGUACAGAAUACAGAUUAAUAUGAAGCUAUAAUCAGAAUCACAAGAUCUGUGUGUUGUAAAGUUGCUUAUAUAAUCUUCAAAAUAUUUGAAAGUUUGUUCAUUUACCUUUUGAUUUGUGGAACCUCAUUUCGUAUAAGAGGGCAUUAAGUCCAGAAUAUGAAGUUGUAUGAAGCAGUGUGAAAUGUGAACAAUUGAAGUAUUAGAAAAGGGAAAACAUUAUUUUUAUUA
Molecule: messenger RNA, 2572 nt
Organism: Salvia splendens (bonfire salvia)
Lineage: Eukaryota; Viridiplantae; Streptophyta; Magnoliopsida; Lamiales; Lamiaceae
Product: dual specificity tyrosine-phosphorylation-regulated kinase 4
Exons: 7
Coding region: 136-2154 (672 amino acids)
Biological process (GO): peptidyl-threonine phosphorylation; peptidyl-serine phosphorylation
Molecular function (GO): protein serine/threonine kinase activity; ATP binding; protein binding
Source: RefSeq, a predicted model, not a curated record